Messenger RNA from Anneissia japonica, 775 nucleotides. RefSeq names its product hyalin-like. The record is from RefSeq and is a predicted model, not a curated record. NCBI's taxonomy places the organism in Eukaryota, Metazoa, Echinodermata, Crinoidea, Comatulida, Comatulidae. The transcript is spliced from 3 exons. The annotation marks the transcript as partial.
AUGGAUAUAACAGUUAACACUACCAGCGGACAACCGGUUGCUGUUAACGUUACAUGGAUAGAACCGACUGCUACUGAUAACUCUAAAGAAACACCAGAACCAGAGUCAGACUACACCUCAGGUGACAAUAUGUUUCUGAUUGGUCACACAACAGUGCAGUACAAUGUAUCAGAUUCAAGUGGUAACUUCAAUGAUAGGUGUAAUUUUACUGUUACUGUUGAAGACAAAGAACUACCCGUUCCUAGUUGUCCAUCACUAGUAACUGGUGUUACUGAUGAGGGAAAACCAAAUGGCACAGUAAACUACAAUAUUACCGUAAUGGAUAACGUUCAGGUUGCUAUGUUUUCAACAAACUAUACAAACAUCAACCCUGCUGCAAUGACCAUUGAUGCAGCUUACGCUGUGGUUGAGACUACUGGUGUAUUCCCAAUCGGACAAACCGUAAUUGAAUACAUCUUUGUCGACUCUGCUUCGCCAACAUCAAAUGAAGCUACAUGCUAUAUUACAUUACAAAUUGAAGAUGAAGAAAAGCCCCACAUUUUAGAUUGUCCAAUGGAUAUAACAGUUAACACUACCAGCGGACAACCGGUUGCUGUUAACGUUACAUGGACGGAACCGACUGCUAAUGAUAACUCUAAAGAAACACCAGAACCAGAGUCAGACUACACCUCAGGUGACAAUAUGUUUCUGAUUGGUCACACAACAGUGCAGUACAAUGUAUCAGAUUCAAGUGGUAACUUCAAUGAUAGGUGUAAUUUUACGGUUACUGUUGAAG